CUCAAUAUUUUAAAAAUCAUUGUUUUAAUAUCACAAAUUGUGUCUGUUCAUUUACAGAGGGACCCAAUUCUUAGGAUGAGCCAAUAAAGUGGACAGUUGAGGCAGGACAGAUUGACGGGUUUCAACGUUUGUGUCAUCAGGGAGAAUAUUCUGCUUGCCCAAGGUUGUGAUGAUGUCUGCACCCACUCAACUGCGAGUUAUUAUUGAAGAGACUAAAGUUCACAAGUUGACACUACUAGAUGGAAUCCCUAGCACAGUAGAUGAACUUUUGGCAGCUGCACAUGAUCAUUUUCAACUCCAAGGGAGUUUCACUGUUAUGUACAUGGACAAAGAUUUUGAUAACCAAUUCUUCACUCUAACAUCAACAGAUGUAGUUAAGGACAAAGACACAAUCAAACUAGUUAAAACAGAAGAACCUUCUGUUUUUCUUACAUUGACUCCCAUCAAUGAGGUUGCUGCUUCCCCCCCUCCAGUGUCACUGGAUUUGUCUUUCCAGGAUGACAGUUCCUCACUCCGUUCAUCUGAUACCAUCAUUUUACCACAGCCCUCAGAGUAUCGAUCAGAACCAUGGCCAACAAAUUUUGUGGUACCCACUUUUCCAUAUAAUAUCGAAAUGCUUCUUCAAGCAGGAAAUAAGGCUUAUGAAAGCGAUGGCUCGCUUCUUCAGAAUCCCAGCAUGAACUCUAACAUACUCGAGAAACUUGCUGAGGCAAUAUUCCACUUCACUGCCUAUCCUACUGGUCUUCACAUACUGGCAGUUGUAGAAGCUCUGAUAAAAAAGCAUCCAUGCCUAAGGGAGCCCGGAACCUCAUUCUCAGGCUUGUACGGGUGGCAGCAGCGUCUUAAAUACAAGAUGGCUAAUUACCGUUCUAAAAUGAGAAGGCUUGACGUACCUGGUGAAAAAAAUCCUGCCAAAAAUUGCAAGAGACCAAAGAGAGCAGAGGUGAACUACCUUCCUCCACAUCCAAGUGGAGAAACGAACAACAGUCUGGAGAUGGAGAGACAGGAGCUUCUUAACGAAGUGAAAAAGAAGAACAACACUAAGGUGAUUCAAGAAAAAAUGGAAAAAACAUUCUCCUGUCGAAGGCUUGAGGUAGUGAGUGGGAGUCCAGCUGCUGGCGACUUUCAAGAGAGAUGGCCUGCUUUGUUUUGUGAAGCUGAGGUAGGUGAAUCUAUAAACCCUCAAAGAUGCUUGCUCCAAUAGACAAUAAGAAUUUGUUUUAAUAAAAGAUAUUAUGGACUACUAUUCCUGACUGACACAUGAACAUACAUAAACUUGAAAUGCACUUCUCUCAAAGUUAAAUGUCGACAAAUAGUGUUCCUCUUGAUCAUUGUGCUAGUAUUUGGUCAAUUACCUGAUGUUGUACUUGUGAGUCUUUUGUCAAUUCAGAUAAAGGAGGAAUUCAGGAGGAUUACUACAAUUUCCCUGGAGCAGACCUUCAUGUACAAACUCGACCACUUCACACCAAAACUUAUUGCCCUGAUGAAGGCCAAGGGAAGAGUUGUGGGGACCAAGCUGAGGCCAAUUCUUGGACAAACUGAGUCAGGUGUCUUCGGUAAAAAAUUAACCAAAGCAUUGAGAUGAGACGUGAAGCUAUUAUCCGCAGCCUCAUACUCUACCUUGGUGAGAAAGAAGAGGAACUUUUUGAAGAUUGCCUGGAGGACAACCGCAGUGACGCCACUCAGCACAUUCUCAAGAUCCUGGUGGUCCAUGGUGUUGAUGGAGAGCACCCAGUGGAUGUGUCCAUCAUGCUUGAAGGCAAGGAGAUGUUGCCAGGAUGCGGCAAUGCCGCUAAAGCUUGCACGCUGCUAAUGGGGCUCAUUUAUGCCCUCAACCCCCGACACUGCGUUACACUUUUGAAGUGUUUCAGAAACUGUUCCUAGAACUGGAUGGGAUUAAGCUGUCCCCAAAAGUACAAGCCUGAAAGUUAAAGCUGCUGUCUUAAAUGCUGUACAGUUCAACUUGUCACUGGUCAACUAUUUGUGGGAAGUUGCCAGUUUUGAAUGUUUUACAUUUUGACUAUGGCACCUGUUCUUCCUGUCAUUGAUGUUUAUUACAGAUAAAGGGUAAUAAAAACAUUGUUGUUUUAUUCUUUAUUUUAAACGUUUAGCACCUUAAACUAUUGAUCAAAAUGUUUUAAUGCAUUGUUUUAAUGGCAUACUUGCACUAGUCCAAAGUGCUGAUUUGUAUGUUGGAAUUGCACUGUUGUAAGGUUUUAACUGAAUAUUUAAAAAAGCACCUUCUUUUUGUCAUGUGAUAUGGCCUUUUAUUUUUUAUGUAUCUUGGGGAGAAAAGAAAAUUGAAAUGCAGUGUAUACUGUAAUUUCUUUCUUUAAGUUUUUUCAAAACAGCAAGAGCAUAUCUAAUAUGCAUGCGUUUUUCA
Perca flavescens (yellow perch) is the source of this 2383-nucleotide messenger RNA. RefSeq lists its product as uncharacterized. The record is from RefSeq and is a predicted model, not a curated record. Lineage: Eukaryota; Metazoa; Chordata; Actinopteri; Perciformes; Percidae. Bases 170 to 1204 code for a protein of 344 amino acids. The transcript has 4 exons.